AUGCAAGCCACCGGGGAUUUUGGGCCUGCGCCUGUGGGCGUUGACCUCGCUGAGAACCAGCAAAGCCAAAUGCUCGGUGCAGUCAUUACCUUGAUGACUAUUGGAACCCUGGCGGUUCUUUUGCGUGUAUACACACGAGCAAAGACAAGUCAGACAAACUUCGGUCUUGAUGAUUUUUUAAUAUUUGCUGCUUUGUGGUUCGCUUAUGGCACUGGUAUAUGCGUGAUUAUCAGUAUUAGAUACAAAAAUGGAUGGCAUCAACAAGCUCUCACCAAGUCCGAAUUCGUCUCGCUCUGGAAGCUCCUUUUCGCACAUGUCUUUCUUUAUUCGGCAACGGUUACUUUGACCAAAUCCUCAAUUCUUAUGUUCUAUGGUCGCAUUUUUAACCUACGCUGGUCCUUAUAUUACGCUACGGCGAUCAUUCUAGGUUACUUCGUGGCUGUCGUUGUCACCAUUUCGGCCGCAUGCCGCCCUACAUCAUUUUUCUGGGAACAAUACACGGACCCCACGGCUGAAGGGACAUGUAUAGAUGUUCCUCAAUUCUUCUUGAUCAAUGGCAUCUUUGCUGUCGUGAUUGAUGUUAUGAUUCUGUGUGUCCCAGCUCCUAUUAUCUGGAGACUGCAAAUGCCCAGAUCGCAGCGCGUUGCAGUUACCAGUAUCUUGCUGCUUGGUGGAUUCGUCUGCAUCGCCGGUAUUGUUCGCGUUGUCUUCUUGCACAAAAACACACAGUCUGGAGAUCCAUCCUGGACAAUCGCCCCCGUCUUCGUGUGGUCUUGCGUUGAACCUUUCAUUGGAAUUGUCUGCGCCUGUCUACCGACCUUUUCACCUUUAUUCCGCCGCUGGUGGGCCAUUCUGGGAAUUAAGAAGUCGACCACCAAGAAACGGGAAGAGGGUUAUUAUGGUUCAGCGGGCACUCGCACUCACCGUUCGAUGCAACACACAUCUGAAGAUGAGGAAGAUGAGCCUCAUGGUGAUGAGGUUCAAUUGACUAACUUCCCUGGUUGGCCACUGAGCUUCUUGCGUGGGAAAGGUAACAAAGGCGAUGUAGGAGACACUAGGAUUGAGAUUAAAGAUGAGGUCACAAUCUCGUUUUCGGUCAAUCAAAGUGCCUGA
Messenger RNA from Penicillium vulpinum, 1113 nucleotides. RefSeq lists its product as uncharacterized. Bases 1 to 1113 code for a protein of 370 amino acids. NCBI's taxonomy places the organism in Eukaryota, Fungi, Ascomycota, Eurotiomycetes, Eurotiales, Aspergillaceae. The record is from RefSeq and is a predicted model, not a curated record. The transcript is spliced from 4 exons.